Molecule: messenger RNA, 5320 nt
Organism: Chelonus insularis
Lineage: Eukaryota; Metazoa; Arthropoda; Insecta; Hymenoptera; Braconidae
Gene: ftz-f1
Product: ftz transcription factor 1
Exons: 7
Coding region: 1815-3785 (656 amino acids)
Biological process (GO): hormone-mediated signaling pathway; regulation of transcription by RNA polymerase II; tissue development
Cellular component (GO): RNA polymerase II transcription regulator complex
Molecular function (GO): RNA polymerase II cis-regulatory region sequence-specific DNA binding; zinc ion binding; nuclear receptor activity
Source: RefSeq, a predicted model, not a curated record
AAGGUAGCUUCAUAUAAUCGAUUAAUAAUGUAAUUUUUUUUUAAUACUUUUUUAUAUCCUUAUUUUUAUUAUUUAUUAAGGAAUAGAGUACAGUGACAAUAAUAACAUUUUUUCCCGCGCAAAGUUGUAGAUGGCACUGUAAGUAAUUUUCAGUUAUAAGUGACUAGUUAAAUGGUAUUAUAUUAAAUAAAAUUGUUACGAUUAUACGAUAUUACGUCUUCGAUGCGAUAUUUAUGUAUGCGAAAAUUCUUUGUUGAGUCACGUGUAUAAAAUUAUGCAAUUUUUAGUGAAUAAAAAAAGUGUUCAGUAACAAAACUUAACGCGACUUGUGACACCUGACCUACUUUGUGUACAGCAUUUAUUUACUAAUCACAGUGAAUGAAAUUUAUAAUUUAUUUUUCAAUUACCUCAAGAUAAUUCGGUGUAGUAUAUCAUAUAUGAUAUGAGAGAAAAACAUGUUUAUUCUAAACAAAUAAAUAAAAAGUAUCAGUUUUGUUCAUUCUGAUAAUUAUUGUUUAUUGUUACACUUUUAACUGUUAUCAACGGUUACUUGAUAUAUUUGAAUAAUGUACUAUCAAACAACGCAUUAUAACCUCCAAUUUAAUAUUGACUUAUAUUUAUUCAAUAGUUAACUGAAUAAUUCUAUUAACUAAAAUAAUUCAAUUAAUAAAUUAUUGUAAAUAAUCUGAAAAUGAAUUUAAAUGAAAGUGAAAUUGAGUGUACUGAGAAUGUAUGUUAAAAGUGAAAUUGACACAGUUUACUUGUUUUCCCUUUCGUUAAAUCACUGCCGUAUUAACUGGAUGUAAAGGCGGGAAAGUAUAUUUUAAAAUUAUUUAAUAAAUUAGAAUAUUUGAUAAAGAAACAGUAAAUUAAUUCAUGUCUAAUAAAUAAACCAACAAUUUUAAUAAAAUAAAACAUAAUAAUAAUUUUAAUAGACAUUAAAUACCAAAACUUGUGUUAUUAAUAUUAAAAAUGGUUUAAUAACUAUUCGAUAUAAAAAAAUUUAUAAUUGUUUAUAGAAGAUUAUAAAACAUAACCAUAAAUUUGACCAUAAAAUGUCUAUUAAGCCGUCCAUCGUUACGUAACUUAUAAAGAAGUGAAUUUGCAAAUUUUACACUGUGCCUUGUGUGAUAUAGCUUCAGUCAAUUUGACAUCAACAACUGUCUUCGUAUGCCUAAAUGAAAUAAACUCGUAGUGUUUUCCAUAAUAGUAACUUUAUUUUAACGUGGUAUAACUUGAUAGACAUACAUAUAUUAAAAUAAUGAAGUAUACGAUGUUUAAAUUGUGAAAAAAAAGAUAAUAAAAAAGUUGAUUGAAGAUAAACAGUACACACAAUCGAAUUUUGCGUCUGCGCUUUAGUCAAACUAUUUUCCGGUGGCAUCGCCCAACGUGUGUGCACAUCCCUGAGAUCCAUUUGGUGCUGUCAGUGACUCGGCGCACACAAGAGAUCUCAGGGAUCUUAAGGAAUAUUUAAAAUUGUAAGUAAAUAUAUGUGAAAUGUAUAAGUUAAGGUCGAAUGCGUAAUCCAACAAUACUGGUAUCCUCUGGACUCUUAGUGCAACACUGUGAAUUUUAUCAAGACGCAUUGAGACACUCGCUUGACUAAGGGAGUGCCGGUCCUGUGUGAUAUCCCCUCCCUUACCCCUCACCGCCAAUGCAAAGUGUAAGUGAAGUGGCCUACAGACCUACAUUUGUCUGACGCACCAUUUUUUCGUCCCCAAGACGCGGGCCCACGGGGCUUUAUAACAUCUUCGUUGGCGUCAUUAAUUCAAGUCGACACGGGGCAAGGUGAGGUGGUCACGGUGUUUUCCGGAAUGCACGAGGACCGAAUGGCAGCCCCUGUCGACAAUAUCGCACCCCUGGAGGUAACGCCAGCGGCGGAGUCCUCUACUACACAAGUUAUCCCUGAUGGAAACGUUAAUGAUAUUGGAUUAACUAGCCAUCAACAAUCAACCUCCACAAGACUAUCACUUAGUGAUGUACAUACUGAUACAGGAGGUGGUUGCGGCACGUCUACUAGUGGCCUAGACACUGGUGGAAGUUAUGGCGGUAGUGCAGGAACAAAUGUUGGCGUUAAUGGCCCCAGUAACUCUGGCAAUAACACAAAUGGUAAUACAAAUAACGCGACUACGGCUGGAAAUGGAAGCAAUAAUGGCGCUGGCGCCGCAACUAAUGCUACCAACCAAAAUGUAGGCAGCUCUGGACCGGUUACUGCUACCAAUGUAUGUCAUCCAAGUCUUGGACAAGUUGGUAUCGUCACAGGUUCUGUUCCAGGACCUUCUGACUAUCCUGAUACUAAAGACGUUAUUGAAGAAUUGUGUCCAGUUUGCGGUGAUAAAGUCUCUGGAUAUCAUUAUGGCCUCCUAACCUGCGAAUCGUGCAAAGGCUUCUUUAAACGUACUGUCCAAAAUAAAAAAGUUUACACGUGCGUUGCUGAGAGAUCUUGUCAUAUUGAUAAAACACAGAGAAAGAGGUGUCCUUUCUGCAGGUUUCAAAAGUGUCUGGAAGUUGGAAUGAAACUUGAAGCGGUGAGAGCAGAUAGAAUGCGAGGUGGAAGAAACAAAUUUGGGCCAAUGUACAAGAGGGAUCGAGCGCGAAAGUUACAAUUGCUGAGACAACGUCAACUGGCAAUGCAAACGAUAAGGGGUAGUCUUGGUGAUCCAUCGAGUUAUCCAUCAGCAGUGACGCCAUUUUUACAUAUUAAACAGGAGAUUCAGAUACCUCAAGUUUCAAGUUUAACAUCAUCACCAGAUUCAAGCCCAUCACCUGCAGCCGUUGCAGCUGGUCUAGUAACGACGCAAACUGGUGGAAAUAAUAACAACAACAAUAAUAAUAAUAAUAAUAACAAUAAUAAUAAUGGUAGUAAUAAUGCUGGUCAACAUCAAUUAAUAGCACCAUCGUCACAACCAACAAUAUCGGGUGGCAAUCAUCUUUAUAAUCCCAAUCCAAAUCUUGACGGCAAACUUUGGGCCGCUAAUUCCACUACCUCCAGUCCCAAGGCCUUUAACUUUGGUGAACAGUCGAGUCAGGCGCAUGGUCCUAAUUCUGGCCCCACGCCUGCUGCACCUCCAAGUUUAAAAACUAGUCCAAUGAUAAGAGACUUUGUGCAAUCUGUAGACGAUCGCGAGUGGCAAGAGUCACUCUUUGGACUACUACAGAAUCAAACGUAUAAUCAGUGUGAAGUGGACUUGUUUGAACUUAUGUGCAAAGUGCUUGACCAGAAUCUCUUCUCACAGGUGGAUUGGGCGAGAAAUUCCGUUUUCUUCAAAGAUCUCAAGGUCGAUGACCAAAUGAAGUUACUCCAACACUCUUGGUCGGACAUGUUAGUGCUCGAUCACCUCCAUCAAAGGUUACACAAUAACCUGCCUGACGAGACAACGCUACACAACGGCCAAAAGUUUGAUCUCCUCUGCCUCGGCCUACUUGGUGUACCUUCCCUAGCAGACUUGUUCAACGAUCUUUCCCAAAAACUUCAAGAACUCAAAUUUGACGUCUCGGAUUACAUUUGUAUCAAAUUUUUGAUGCUACUUAAUCACGAUGUACGAGGAUUGGUUAACAAGAAGCACGUUCAGGAGGGUCAUGAACAAGUUCAGCAAGCUCUUCUGGAUUAUACUAUUACGUAUUAUCCAUCUGUACCGGAUAAAUUCAACAAACUGCUAGCAGUAUUACCAGAAAUUCACGUUGUAGCAAGUAGGGGUGAGGAUCACCUUUAUCAAAAACAUUGUAAUGGUGGUGCGCCCACGCAAACAUUACUUAUGGAGAUGCUGCAUGCCAAGAGAAAAUGAAACAAUUUAGUGCCGUGAAUAUGUUUUUUAAGUUCCGGUGAUUAUUAAAAAAAAUUAAUAAUAAAAUGUACAUCAAGCAUCAUGUACCUCAAGUACCUAAAAAGAGUGACAGUGAAAGCUAUGGAGCUACUAAAUAACAUUUUUAAGUAAAUAAAAAAAAUAUUAAAAAAUUACUAAAAUUAACAAAAGAACAUACAAUUACUCAAAAAAUAUCUGGCUCUCUUAAAUUAAAUGAUGACAUCAAGAUGGUAUUAAAAUGAUGAAGAAAAAUGAAAGAGUAGUUCGAAAAAUAAUUUUUGUUUUUAUUUUUUCUUUUCUUGUAAUAAAAGAGAGUUGCAGUGUAAAUUACGUCAAAUUAGUAUAAGAUGAAAGAAAUAAAAGAGAUCAUGUGUAUUUAAAUAUAUAAAUAUAUAGUAACGAUAUAUUUUCUAUAUUUGAUGUUGAAGUUUUAGAGAUGUAUCCACGGGUAAAAUAAAAUUGAGAAAGAUAAUAAUGUUGAUACUGCAAAAAAUGAUACAAUGAAUAAAUAAAUUAAUUUAUAUUUGAUUAAAUUUGAAAUCUAAUAUUCUCAUACGAUGCGACACAUUAAAUUCACCCAGAUAGUAAAAGGUAUGAAUAUUAAAACUAAAUAAAGAAUUAAAAAAUACAAUUAAUGCAAGGAAAAAUAAGUAAGCGAGAUGCCUUGAAAACAGUACAAAAGCUGGUUUAGAUGAUGAAAUUGAAGAAAAAAUAACAAAUAAUUAAUUAAAUAAUUAAAUUUAUUGGUCAAAGGGCAGGCAACUUUUGUCUAAAUAGUAAAUGCUAUUUUUCUAAUAAUCUAGAAGAAGAAAUUUAUUUUUAAGUGAACCACUGAAGCCUUGCUCUUAUGAAAUCAAAUGCUGAUAAAACUUUUAUUUUUUAAAAAAGAAAUAUAUCAAAAUAUACACCGGGACUUUAAUCCUCUUUCUUAAUUUAUUUUCUUGUUUCAAAGCCAUUUGUGCUAAAGCAAGGGAUUCAAUGGGCAUAACUUAGAGAGUUAAACAAAAAAAAGAAAAGAAAAACUCGUAAAAUUGAUACGGAAACCAAUAAUGUCAUUUAUUUUAAGUGAACGCCACCCUCUUGGAUCAAUCUUUCAAUAUAACUACGAUAUUUAUUUAUUUCUUUUCUUUUUUUUUUUUCUGUUAAUUUUUAUCCAGAUUAACAUGAUAAAAAUACAAAAUAAACUUAUUUUAAUUUGAUAAAUAUUAAAAUUAAUAAAUUAAUUAAGAAAGGCAUGCUCACGUUGCGUGUAUUUUUUAACCACGCAAUCCAAUUUUUAACGUAAAAAGAACUUGAAAAAAAUUACUUGACAGAAUAAGUAAAACCGAAAUGAUAAAUAUUAAUUAUAUUUGCAUUUUUUUUGACACUCUUGCACAAUGAGCAGGGCUACGAUAAUUGUACAUAAUAGUUAACACAUUCCAGUUAUGUUGUAUAGAAUUAAUGAAGCAAAAAUAAUAACGAUAAUGUUUGAAUAGAUAAAAAUAAAAUAAUAAUAAUUAAUUAUUAAUACAUUGAAA